GCGGGAAAAAACGGCCAAUCAAGUCUCAUAUCGCGCCAUUUCUAACCGCGACACGCGCACUUUUCGGCCACUUGAUGGAGUCUCCGCGGCCAUCGGCGUCUUCGGACGAUCGCAGACUGUCCGACGUGUCGUUCGCGCAUCCCGACAGCCCCUUGUAUCACCCUAGCGACAGCUUCGCCGAGUCCCAGCAAUGCAGCGCUGACCCUAGCGCAUUUUUAGGGUUUCACGUGCCUCCGAGCGCCGAGGAGGUGGCGCUACCACCAGUGAAGGAAAAGAAGCAGACGCUUAAGCUCGUACUGGAUCUGGAGGCGACAGCAGGAGUCACAAGAGGCGGCGAUGGCUUCCGACCUGUCGCGCAAUUAAGUGCGAACCCAUUCAACGAGUUAUUCGCUGAAGACACGCAGAUUGACGAGAAUAUAAGGACACAGGAGAAGAAAGAAGAGAAGAAGGUGAGCUCUCCUUUAAAAAUACGUAAACAGGAGCUUCAGGAACUCAGAAACGGGUCUCCAAGUCCUCCACCAACCCUGUUGAAGGCCGUGGAGACGGCGUGGCGUGCUCGUAAGGAGAAAUCGACCAGUAAUAAAGCAGAAGAUGCCGAGGACUCUGUGGCUGCGUAUUCGGAGUACAGUGAAGACCUGGCGCCGAGGAUUUUCCAGACUACGUUAAAGGAAACGUCGGAUACUGAGGUGAAAGAUGUGGAGAAGGAGAACGUUGAGAAGAGUAUUAUUGAAGAUAGCGAUCGUGAGACGGAUUACGAGGAUGAGAUGGAGUGUACGCAACAGCUGGAAGAGGCUGGAGAUGGAGAUGUGACUCAAAGCUAUGGACACGCUGGUGGAGAUGAUGAAGCGGAGACAGAAGUGUACCCAUACUCUGAUACAGGAACGCUGCCUUAUGGAGCCUGUUCGUCUGCAAUGGAUGCAGUUGACGGCGAUGAGAAGAAAAAUGAUAGUAAGGAUGCAGGGUAUUCUCCCGACUCAGUUGUUGUACCCACACCAGAUCAAAAGAACCAGAAAAGUUGUGAGGAUGAAGUGACAAGUCGAGAAGGAUCGCAGGCUACGCAGCAGGACUAUUUAACGCCAAGAGUUAACCCCAUUCGAGUGGUAAAACCUGAUUCGACUGAAGUGAACGCAAAGCCGGUGGAGGGAGUUUCGGACACCACGAAUGAUGACGAACAGGAGGACUGUGUACCUACGCAGCCUAGUAAGACUGGGACGGAGGGCGAACCGGUUGUUGAGCCGAACUCACCUAUGCAAAACGCAAAGAAAAGUGAUGAUCUAGUGGCGAGUUAUGCUGCUGCUGGAGGUGAUUCUCAGACGAAGGCGAUCCGCAGCCUGGAAUUCUCCUUCUCCAUGCCGUCGCAGGACGGUGAACCUCACUUCAGUGCAAGCCUAACUAGUGAAGGUACACCAGCGUCCAAGAGGAUAGAAAAUUUCUCUAGAAGUGACAGACCCAGUCCGUUCGAGUCUUCUAUCAGCCCGGUAUAUCUAGCUACACCAACGCCAACACCAGUGGAUAAUCCCACUGCCCCCAAGAAUUCUAUUACUACGACCGAUGAACAAGUGAGCUCCAAGAGGAAAACUUUGUCCUCGCCAGAUAUACCAACAGGCAAAAAGAAGCAGAAAAUCUCGACUAAGCCUCGUGAUUCCCCGAGCCAGGGCAUCUACACCCCGAAAACCAAGAAACGAAGGCGCGAGUUCUUGUCUCCUGAUGGAAGUGAACCCUCGAAAGACGAUGCAGGUGACCCCCAGACGCCUCGACCUCCUGCACGACGUAGUACUCGAACUACUCAGUCAACACCUACCUCAACUCCACAAGUUCGAACUCGAACACGGACGUUAACGCCAGUACCGUCACAACGUGCAUACGGUUCAAGAUCUCGGACUCUGUUCAAGUACAAAUUUGAGUUUUGCUUGACGGGAUUCGUGAAAGCUGGAGAGGAGACUUUGAAGGAGUUAAUUGAAGGCCAUGGAGGUAAAAUUCCAGAGCGCUACCAGGACGUACUAUACAAAAACAACCCUAAGGGCGUGGUGAUUGCGACGCCUGUAUCCUGGAGGAAGCGCAAGUUCAUGCAAGCUGUUGCGUGUGGAAUCCCCGUUGUCCACACGGACUGGAUCAAAGAUUGCAUUGACGCUGGGUAUGUGGUACCAUUCGAUGGGUAUCAAGUGCCAACGGGAUAUUCCGUUACUACUCGAAAGUUCGAGUGCUUCCCCCCUAGAGAGCUACACAUUUUUGAAGGCUAUUCCUUUGGCAUCGUCAGUGAUGUUUCUCAAGUAUCCAAGUCAGAGGCAAAGGACAAGGCCAGUUUGAUGGCGUUUAUAUUGAAAGCUUGUGGUGCAGACGCCGUAUACGAGAAUUUGUCUAGCAAGAGUGGCGUCAGUGUUGAUGUGGUGCUAUGCGACGAGUACACACCGACAUGCCGGUACUAUAAGAGAAAGCGCCAUUUGCCGGUUAAAGACUUUCAGUGGGUUACUGAGUGCAUGAUCCUUCAGAAAUUUCUGGACCCGGAAGAACCGGUUUUUGAGCCACACCGCGUAGGUAGCGAAGAUGUGUUUGCAGCGAGUGCUGAGAUCGGUGACAAUGACAACACCACUUUGAAACUACAUACUGGCGAGCUUGUAAUGGCGGACAUUUCAGGUAGCGCGGCGGAUCACUACCUUCUGUUUAAUGUCUGCGAGAUUUUGAGCAUUCACGUGAGUGGCCGCAAAGAUGAAGGCUCGCAAUCAAAGCGAAAGGAUAGCAAGGAAAAUCGUGUUAUGCUUCGAGUGGGCAUGCUGAAACGUGAGCCAUACAAUCCCGAGCUUUCGAAGACUCCAGUCAAAGUGGUGGACAUCUCGUCAUCGCAGGUGAAGAGAAGAGUCGUGGCGAUUUCGAAGCAAGACUACCACAAGCUGAAGUAUAAAGAUGAGAGUAUCUUUUACUUGGAGGAUAGCACGUCUGACAAAUCUGACAAACCUGCAGUGUCUGAGCACAGGUGGCUAACUCAAUGAAGAUGCUAAUGGCCUGUUGAUUCUACAUUGGCAAGUGUUCUGUUAUUCUUGUCCUUGAUCUCGAGCAUUCUGCUCAUCAAGAAGCAUUCGGUUUGGGAUAAACAGGUAAAGCCAUGGCUAAUAAUUUGAUAAAAAGUCAUCACAUCUUGGUUAGCUGGGACGCAUAGGUACAAUACCAAAGGUGCGUGCGUACCUUUCGCAUGGGAUCAACACCAGUAUCGGAGAAGAUUGUCUGCUCGGAUAGUAUGAACAGUGUGAAGUUG
Phytophthora nicotianae INRA-310 is the source of this 3250-nucleotide messenger RNA. RefSeq lists its product as hypothetical. Gene Ontology annotation, cellular component: nucleus. Bases 75 to 2987 code for a protein of 970 amino acids. The transcript has 6 exons. NCBI's taxonomy places the organism in Eukaryota, Oomycota, Peronosporomycetes, Peronosporales, Peronosporaceae. The record is from RefSeq and is a predicted model, not a curated record. Gene Ontology annotation, molecular function: histone binding. Gene Ontology annotation, biological process: positive regulation of transcription by RNA polymerase II; DNA damage checkpoint signaling.